UGCGGAGCCGAGAGGAUGUGACCAAUUCGGUUGCGCGUUCGACUGGCCCCUUAGUUCUGUCGGCGACCUUCGCUCGUCUGGGACGUCCCAGACAUCACCACGGCUCCGACGGCGCCGAGUGAGGAGCCAUCGAGUUUUGCAUACCCCCGUUUCGGCCCCCAAAGACAAGGAAUCUACCCAGGAACACUCGUCAAAUUGAACCUGUUGGAAUUCGCGAAGCGUCCUUCUAAGACAUCGUGGCUCCUGGCUACUGCGUGACGUGAGAGUGGGCGGAAAGGCGGUUUCAACGCGGCUGUCGUCUGCUCGAAGAUAAAGGAAGAGUACAUCUUGUCCAGGCUAGUCGCUACGCAACCGCAAGUCUGGUGGGAAUGGUAGUGGAUCGUCUGCUUCUUUGCCGCACCGAAGUAACCUGGAACUUUGAGCUGUCUACCCGGAAAACGAAGCUGCGAACACUCGUAUCCUGACUGAGAAGAAAGAAACAGACAAAAGAACCAUAGUUUCGACAGCCUUGAGGAAGCACGCACGCAUAAAGUGUAAAGCCUCGGGUUGAAGAGGUUGUACGCCGUUGAAGAUACGCACAACAUUAGACGUAGACACGAAUCACAGCCCGGGGAAAGUAAGUGGAGGGGCAAUUAGCCGUUGAGUCGGAGCACAGCUAGGAUUAAGACAAGCGGAGAAGGAAUAUCCACUCGAGUGUGUUACACAACUGAGAUAAGAAGAAGUCCCGUGUACACAAGGAACACUAGAUACGUGGGCGACCCGGUGUUUAUGUAUGCAGAAAGAAUCACCGAGCAACGGCGGUAGUCCCAGACACCGGUGCCAGAAUUAGUGGCACUUCGUACGAGGUCGAGGCAUAAAAGGCCACGCACGUGUAAAGCAGUCUAGAGAUUACAACAAUACCUGCCGACUGUCUGCAAAGGAGUUGCGGAACGGGACACUGAAAAGACAAGGACGGGAGUGUACUGCAAGACGCUCCUGAAACACGUGAAGGACACUCUGUGAGCACGUGUGAAUACGCAGCCGGACUACAGAACGACGACAGGUUCACGGAAACACGACGCCUGCCUAGGUGCAAAGGACGGCGAAAGGAACCGGUCAGAUCACUGAAUAGUAACCGUAUUACGUGCAGCUCAGGCUAAGCGUCGGAGGCUUGUCGUUGUCGUAACUGAAAUCUCGUUGGCGUGCGCGCCGAUCGACUGCAACUGUAGCCGGAGCCCUUCGGACGAGCACCCUCCCCGAGAACACGUUCCACUGUGGACUCGAAGACUGGACAGGGUUUUCCAGAUAGUCCGGUAAAAAUAAUCAGAUUUUUGACUGACAGCCGCCGAGUGUACAUGAACAGGGGACAUACAUUUCCAUAGCAACCUUCUUAAGGGUCAGCGUGUGAGAAACUACGCAAAGGACACUCUUAACAAGGAAGAGUGCGAGAUGGCUGCUGCUCACUUUGCCGUGCUGGACUACGUCGUGCUCGUCGGGUUCCUGGUGCUCUCGGCCGGCAUCGGGGUGUUCUUCGCGUGGCGUGACCGGCGGGCAGGCUCCAACAAACACUUCCUGACCGGAAACAGGGAACUGAGCUGGCUUCCGGUGUCCAUGUCGAUGAUGGCCAGCUUCCUUUCUUCCAUCGCCAUCCUCGGACUUCCGUCGGAAGUGUUCCUGCGCGGCUCGACCAUCUGGACCGGUGCCAUUUCGUCUAGCCUGGCUGUCCUCGUGGCGGCUUUCGUAUUCCUGCCCAUGUAUUACAAGAUGGAUAUCACCAGCAUCAACGAGUAUUUGGAGAAGAGGUUCAUGUCAACUGCUGUAAGAAACAUCGCGUCAGCCGUCUUUAUUGUGCAAACGCUCCUCUACAUGGGCGUUGUGCUCUACGGCCCUUCAUUGGCUCUUGGAUCGGUGACAGGCAUACCGGUAUGGUCCUCCAUCCUCCUGAACGGCGUCGUAUGCACCUUCUACACCGCCAUAGGCGGCAUCAAGGCUGUGGUGUGGACGGACGUGGUUCAGAUGAUUCUAAUUUACGUCGGCUACAUCAUGGUCAUCGCGUCGGGCAUCUACCACUUGGGAGGCUUCGGCAACAUGUGGCAGAUCGCCGGCGACGGAGGUCGGCUUAUAUUCGUCAACUUCAGCACAAGCCUCUACGACACGUACACAACCUGGAACGUCGUUCUCGGCUGGACUAUCGGUUGGAUGGCCGCCUACUGCGCCAGCCAGACUCAGGUGCAGCGCUACUCCAGCAUGAAGUCGCUCAAGCGAGCGCGCAGGGCGCUGCUGCUCAAUAUUCCCGGCGUGGCCCUGACCUUGUUGUUGUCCGUAUUGUCCGGACUGACAAUCUACGCCGUGUACCGGGACUGCGAUCCUACGCUCACUGGCGACAUCGACAAAGCAGAUCAGCUGAUGCCGUACAUUGUGCAAGACUUGCUGAGGAACUACCCGGGACUCAGCGGCCUCCUUGUGGCAUCUGUCUUCAGUGGUUCGCUAAGUACACUUUCCUCUGGCUACAACGCCCUGGCAGCGGUGACUUGGGACGACUUCGUUCGGCCUCGGGUCAACAUCAGCGAAGGCGCAGCGCUGCGACUCACGAAGCUAAUGGCCGCAGCCUACGGACUUCUCUCCAUAUCCAUCGCCUUUCUCACCGGCACCAUGGAAUCUAUCAUACAGGCCUCAGCUUCGCUGGUCGGAGCCCUGUCCGGUCCCCUGCUGGCCAUUUUCGUCCUAGGCACUUUCUUUCCUUGUUGCAAGAAGAAGGGCGCCAUUACGGGAAUCCUGGUAGCCAUGGCAACGUCCUGGUGGCUUGCCCUAGGCUCCAUCAUCUACCCGCGUGAUGCGGACGACCUGCCCACGUCCACCGCAGGAUGCACCGAUUUCAAUCAGACAAUCACGGCCGGCUCAUUCGACCCUCCACCGUUACCGAGCGGAAUCUUCCAAUUCUACCACAUCUCAUUCAUCUGGAUCGGCAUCGUCGGUUUUAUCACGCACAUGGUUGUCUCGCUGGCAGUCAGCCUCGUUUUCGAACGGAACGAGAAGGAAGAGGUGAACCCCAAGUACAUCUGUCCCUUCGUCCGGCAGUACAUGAGCAAUUACGUCAAGAAGAGCACCGACAACGUACUCAAGGAGCCUCUUCCAACAACGAACGGAGUGUCACCGGCGGAACUCAAGCGGUUGAUGUCAGAGGACCAAUAAAAAAAAGGAAAAAAAAUCACAGCA
Rhipicephalus sanguineus (brown dog tick) is the source of this 3195-nucleotide messenger RNA. Its product is annotated as sodium-coupled monocarboxylate transporter 1. Gene Ontology annotation, molecular function: symporter activity. The transcript has 17 exons. Bases 1429 to 3171 code for a protein of 580 amino acids. Gene Ontology annotation, cellular component: membrane. NCBI's taxonomy places the organism in Eukaryota, Metazoa, Arthropoda, Arachnida, Ixodida, Ixodidae. Gene Ontology annotation, biological process: transmembrane transport; sodium ion transport. The record is from RefSeq and is a predicted model, not a curated record.